AUGCGUAGGCGUAAAGGCAAUUUUCGAACGUUGGCACAAACCAACAAGACUGCGGCAGGUGGUGACCCAUCAAUAGCAGAGCCUCAUCGACGCCAUUCCCGUAAACCUUUACUAGUUCACAGCAAUUCAAUAAUUCCUGCUGUGAGUAAUAUGGCUCCAUGCAAAGAAGAAUUAAUCUUUCGUAAAACUGGAAGACCAAGGAGUCUCUAUCGCUCUAAAAGCCUCAAUAGAUCAAACCCACGGACGGAUAGUCACUUAAAAGAACAUAUUUCCAGCCAAGAGGUUACCUCAUUCUCGGCUAGUAUUGCUGCCACAAAUGCAGCCUCGAGUUCUGCUGGCCUAAACGCUGGCGCCUGCACAAUUAAUGCCAAGAUAACUCCCACUACAUUGGAAUCAGGGGAGAUAAAUAUCCAUCGCUGUGUCCAAUUUUCAAUGAGCCUGUGCGACAUGGGCAUUCAGGCAGAUUUAGCCAAUGAUGGCAGUGAACGUAUUCGGGAUAUCUGGACACGACAAGUUGAUGAAUUGCAUCGAGAAGUGCAGGUUCAAUCGGACGAAGACUUUGAUCUCUGGAUAGCUUUAGCGACCCCUCAUUCGGAGGAAGCAUCUGGAAUUAAACCAGGUGAUACGCCUUCACGUCUAGUCGAUAGACAGGUUUGCUGUGGGAGAGUGAUUAGUAAUGACAUCCGAAAUAAGAACCAAAGGGAUGAAACGCAUGAGUCUCGAUUGAUGGUAUCGGCCUCUACGGUUGCGACAACUACGGAAACAGAAGAACUAGGAGAGGAAGAGGAGGAAGAAAAUAAUGAUGAGCGUCCUUCAAAUGAGGCUCGAACCAGCGCUUCAGCAUAUCUCAAAGAGCAAUUUCUAUCGUUCUUUCAGCCUUCUGACAACAAAUUAGCAAUGAAAUUAUUCGGUACAAAGAAUGCACUCAACAAAGAAAGACGAAGACAACAACAACAGGGAAAAUGGAUAAUUCAUCCUUGCAGCAGCUUCAGGUAA
Protopolystoma xenopodis is the source of this 996-nucleotide messenger RNA. The record is from the annotation of a GenBank genome assembly. Lineage: Eukaryota; Metazoa; Platyhelminthes; Monogenea; Polystomatidea; Polystomatidae.